Dioszegia hungarica is the source of this 909-nucleotide messenger RNA. RefSeq lists its product as uncharacterized. The transcript has a single exon. Bases 1 to 909 code for a protein of 302 amino acids. NCBI's taxonomy places the organism in Eukaryota, Fungi, Basidiomycota, Tremellomycetes, Tremellales, Bulleribasidiaceae. The record is from RefSeq and is a predicted model, not a curated record.
AUGUGCGCGGUCCGUCCCAAGACAGACAGCAAGGGCGAGGUGGAGCACCUCGGUUGCUUGAUCAAGGCGGAACGGCGUCCGAGCAACGUGAUCGGGGGACCAGUGGAGAUCAACGCCGAUGCAAUCACCAGCCAGCCAUGGUCUGAGAUCGCUCUGGCGACGAUUCUCCCUGAUCCCUCUCAAGUGGAUCUCCGCCUCGUCAUCCUCAACACUCUGACUAAUGCUUUGAUGGUCCAUUACAGAACAUACGAGGGUUGCAGCACGAGGACUGUCUCGACGUUGUUGCCCGUACACGCGUCCCCCGUCACUGUGGUUCCCGUGCACGCGAGUCAGGACACGAUGGCGCUCACGCACGACUUCAGCGGCAACUCGGGGAGUGGCGGAGACCCGAGCAGAGCAGUGACCGAGUCCAUCGAAGAGCAACUCACAAGAGCCCGAGCACGCAAUCACUGGAGGGGCGAAGAGGACCGACACGCCGCCAAUCGAUUGCGCGACGCUCAGGCGAUCGCCGACCAUCUCAACCAGAGCAUGGACCCUCACCAUCAUCUGAAGGGCAGACAACUUUCGCUGAUCAAGGUGUAUGACGACUUCGAGGAGGAUAUGGAUGAUGCCAUCAAUCGCGAGAAGCACUUGCACGUGCUGAUUGAGGAUGAAACAGACCUUGUAGGGGAACCUGUGCCGGGCAUCACUCUCGCUCGCAAGCUGAGAGGUGAGAGCAGGGACUUUCGGCGGGCCUCUGAUCGCAUCAGGCUGCUAAUGGCGGAUCCCGAGGUGGUCAGAUCUUGGAGAAGCCAGAUGGAAUCGCUUGCUCAAGGUCUUCCACGUCCGGGGUCGGAUGAUGGCUCGGAGCCGGAUUCGGACGCGGAUUCGUUGCACUACACUUCGCAUCGCUGUCUUUCUAUUGGAUGA